This is a messenger RNA of Pseudo-nitzschia multistriata, 2416 nucleotides long. The record is from the annotation of a GenBank genome assembly. Lineage: Eukaryota; Bacillariophyta; Bacillariophyceae; Bacillariales; Bacillariaceae.
ACCUACCGGUACGACGCUAAAAACGGAACAAAAAACGGAACACAAAAAUCGCGCAAGAUACUUUCGUGCUGUAGACUCGAGGCCGGGCCGUGUGUGUUCCCCAGAGGUGGCAAGAAGCAACCAUGAGAAAGAAAAGGCACAGGCCCAAGCGGCACAGAAAAAAGACAAGCGAGCCCGGGGACAACGACGAUGGCAGUGCCGGGCAACAACGACAACAGCAUUCCGUCGCAAUCCUGUUCUGGAUCGGAAUGGGGCUCUUGUGGACCAACGGCAGGUCCUUUGUUUGGAUCGAGAGCCCGGCACUGGAGUUCUUGCAGCAGCUUCCUUCCAAGGGAACCAGGCCUGCGCCGGUGGUUUCCCMGGGGAACGCGACCGUGGUGGCCGUAGAUGUGGAGGCAGUGGAUGCGUCGGUCGAUGCGUCGGUGGCUACUGCAACGACGGAAACGACGGAACCAUUCGCAAGGGCGGCAACGGCUCCGAACGGGAGCACCACAAACACCUCGUCCCCGCGGAGCACCACAAACGUGCUGCCCUCCCUGGAAGAAUUGGUCGACAGCAUCACGAAUGCGACCCAUCCCGAAAAAGACUAUCCCUGYCCGGACGGAACCCUUCCCUUUGUGGACACGCCCCUCCCACCGGCAGAGACCCGCACAAAGUCGAUCCCUACCGUGGUCCAUGUUACGGCCAGGUCGCGGUGCGUCCCGCCAGCCAUCUACCGCCACCUGGAGCACUGGCGGCUGGAGGGGCACGCCCUGUAUUUCCACGACGAUGCGGCCGUGUACCGCUUGAUGAAGCACGCGAUCCUCGACAAUGCCCACCGGGGGCUGGUCCCCGGCCUCGAGGCGGUUCUCUCGUGCGCCACGGCCGGGGCGACCCUUUCGGACCUCUGGAGGUACACCCUGCUGGUGCGUGAGAUGUUAUGCUCUGCGCUGCGCUGUGUGUUGUGUUGUGCCCCGAUGGGGCGGGGACGAAGGCAACGAUUGUUUGUGGUCGCCGUACCUGCRUGGGAUGCGCAGAUCUUGCGGUGCCCGGCAUUCGGUCCCCGUGGCUUAUGUUCGUUCUCACGUGGCUGUCGUUCUUGGAACAAUGCUCUGGGCUUUUUCCUUUUUUUUCCCUCCCCCUCACCGUUCGUUGUCUGCAACCACCCAUCCACCCGGCUGUGGGCCUCUCUUCUGCGACCAUCCAACGUCCGUCCACCCCGCAACGUGUCGUGGCGUGGCGUGUGCCGUCUCGGCCGCUCGCUGAUUUUUUUUUGGUUCCUUUGAAUUGCAGUGGUAUUACGGAGGCAUCUACACCGACCUGGACAACCUCCCAACGGGAUUCAACGACGCCACGAUCCAGCCGAGCGACGACGCCUUUUUUCCCCUGGAAUCGCUGGGAAUCGUUUCCCAGUACUUCAUGGCCGUCUCCCCGCGUCACCCCUUGGCGCUGCUGGCACUAAAAACCGCGGUCCAGCACCUGCGCAAAACAAAGAACACCAUGGUCAACCGACCCGACAAGACCACCGGACCCAACGCACUGAAAAUCGCCUUCGUCCUGUUCCAGAGGGAGGUCGGCAUCGACACCAACGGGUACGUGCCGGCGGGCGUCUACGAGGGGGCCCUCGACGAGAAGCUGCGGAAGCACCUGGAAAGCGGCCACCGCGGAGCCGCCGGGGGCGCAAACGACAACAUCCACAACAACAACCACWACAGCAGCGACACCACCAGCGGCGAGCCCGCUGUUCCGGCGGCGGAUUCGAAACGAACCAUUCGGGUGGUGGGAAACCCCAAAAAGAGCAAAGAAUACAUACACCGUUCCGGGCUCGAGCACAGCCAGAAAAUAAGGUACAUGGAAAAGUUUGGCAUGCCCCAUUACCAUUCCGACAGAAAGAGGAACAAGGGUGCAACGGAAAAGGUGUCGUGCGAGAUGCACAUCGAACGACAGGAGGAACGAAUACGGGCGCUGAAUCUCACCCUCCCAACCACGGCGGCACCGAACGACGACUGGUUUCCUCGGUACCAAAAAGCAAACUACUCCCCGGACGGAAAACUUUUGUAGGAGCUGCAAUGCAAUCCAAUCCAAUCCAAUGCAAUACUGAAAUUCGUGUUGCCGUGCGCACCAGUCGUGGCCAUGCGGGCUGCCGCCCGGCAUUUGGAAACGAUGGUGCGGUGUUAAGGGUUAGGAGGCAGUUUUCGGAGACGUGGUACGUACCGGUACUGUACCAAUGGCAGCCUGCUGUACACCAAUACCCAAUGAUAAUCACGAACCAAUCRCCAAAGAAUAGCGUUGGCGGAGUUGAUACAGAGAGCAAAAUUUUCUCCGCUUCCUACGAGUCUCUUUUUCAGAGGAAAAAUGCAACACGAUUGAGGAAACAAACAAUGGCUCCCUCGCUAUCCUUGAAGUCAAGAGUCCCUAAUCAACACAAAACAGUAAA